UUUAGAAAAGAGAACCAAAUGAAUCCAUUUUUUGAGAUAUAAAUAAAUAGUUUUGAAAGAUUGGUUUGAAUUCAUAUAAAUAAUGGUUAAGGUAACUAUAGUUGGAAGGGUAAGUGAUGGAUUACCUCUAGCACGAGGACUAAGAUAUUGGAAUGAAGAAAAUGUCUAUCUUUCACGUUAUACACAACAAGCAGAGUUUAUUCUCCAAGAAAUUUCAAGAGGAGCAUUGAAAGCUUCCAUGAUGACCAUUCUCAUUGAUCAUCACUGCAUCAACUACUUGAUAGAGAAUGGAGUUGUUUACAUUGUUUUGUGUGAGUCCACGUACCCAAGAACACUGGCAUUUCAUUACCUACAAGACAUACAAAAAGAGGUUGAGAAGUUUGAUGAAACUCUCCUACGCAAAAUCACAAACCCAUAUAGCUUUGUCAAACUCGAUGGUAUAAUUGCAAAUUUCAGUAGACAAUACACUGAUACAAGAACUCAGGUCAACCUAUUUAAGCUUCAUGACAAUAAGAAACAAGAGCUAAAUAUUGUUACAGAAGAAAUGUGCAACAUUUUUCAAAGGAAGAGAAAUUCAGAAAUAAUGAGAAGGUUGGCAGUUACUCCUCAACUUGAAUCCACAAUUUGGUGUUCCCCACGCCUUGAGGUGAUUGCUAUGAAAUGGACGCCUAUUUUGGUAACGGGCAUUACUUCAAUUGCUCUUCUAUGGGUUUCCUUAGAACUUCAAGAAGGCUGUAUUAUUUGAGGCUGAUGAGAAUCCCUCUGUCCAAGAUUAAUGAUGAUGAUUUAAUUACUCCAAAUAGUGAAACUUCAAUAGUAGAAAGACUUUAUGGCCCACUAGUACUGAAUAUGUUACAACUUUGAUUUUGGAAAGACACAAAAAUAUUUGUAUGGGCCACUCAAAUCCCUUCCCCAUCAGGCCACCACAUGAGAUAAUCUUGCAAUUUCAGAAAUGGAGAAAGAUAAAAAGUUGUUGGA
Messenger RNA from Cicer arietinum (chickpea), 978 nucleotides. Its product is annotated as 25.3 kDa vesicle transport protein SEC22-1. The record is from RefSeq and is a predicted model, not a curated record. Lineage: Eukaryota; Viridiplantae; Streptophyta; Magnoliopsida; Fabales; Fabaceae. Gene Ontology annotation, biological process: retrograde vesicle-mediated transport, Golgi to endoplasmic reticulum; endoplasmic reticulum to Golgi vesicle-mediated transport. Gene Ontology annotation, molecular function: SNAP receptor activity.